GGGUUCAUGUUCGCAGGGGGCAACAUGGACAGCUUCCUCCUGUGGAUCCAGGAAAGGUAUCACACACACCUCAAAAAAAUUCUUCCUCUAACUAGCAUGGAUCCAAGCGCACCUGGAUGCCUAAGAUGGAAUUUCCACAGUUUGAUGGGGAAGGAAUUCGAAUUUGACUUGAUAAUUGAAGCUUAUUUCCUGUUGUAUCAAACUCCUGAAAACUUAAAAGUAAUGUCUGCAUCUCUGCACUUACAUGGAAAUGCUGCACACUGGUACCAGUCAUAUAAACUGUCUGAUUACUAUUCAUCAUGGAGUCGGUUUUCUGUGGCCAUGCUGCAGGAAUUUGACCUCGAUGUGCAUAGAGAUUGCAUGAGAGGUCUGUUGGUUUUAAAACAGACUCGAACUGUUCAGGAAUAUCCGAGUAAUUUCAAUCAGCUUGUGUACCAAGUCAAACUGUUGACUGACUCCUAGCGCUCUACGUGCAUGCCCACGUCCUGCACACGUUCUCCCUCUCUGCGCACGUCGCACCUCUCCUCUCUCUGUCUAACUGCGCCAUUGCGCACGGCUUGUAACCUGUACAUAUAUACAGAGCAAUAGCAGAUCGGCACACACGGUGCCUUACUCUCGCAUCUCUCACGCUCACAUGGUAUCAGACACCGGCUACUCUCCCCGAUCCUAGCCGCUCUUCCGCUGCUCCCCAACUCCGGCUCCGGCCAUGGCCAUCCCGCCUCCUCCGCCACCCCCUCCGCCGUUCCGUCCACCCGGAACCAACGGCGCUCCCCCCACACCUCUCCGCGCCAUGCCGCCGCUCGUCACCCCUGCGGCGCUCGCGCAGGGCACCCUCCUUGCUCGCCAUGACUCCGAGGCGAGCUCUUCCAUCUCCCCGUCCCCUCUCGCCGGCGUGUUCAUCAACCAACACGUCCCCGUCGUGCUCUCCCUCAAUCCGCCGAACUUCUCCCAGUGGCGCACCCUCUUCGAGGUGCAGUUUCAGAAGUCCGGCGUCGUCGAUCACAUCGCCGGGCCGCCUCGUCCCUCGGACCCUACCUGGCUCCAGGAUGACGCUCACGUCGUCUCGUGGCUCUACAACCGCAUCAGCCCCGAGGUCUUCGGCUUGGUUCAUCAGCGCGGCGCCAGGGCGGCCGCCGUGUGGGAGUCGAUCUGCGUGCUGUUCCUCGAGAACCGCGAACACCAGCUCGUCCUCCUCGCCAUGGAGUUCCGCCGGAUCGAGCAGGGUUCCUCCUCCAUCCUCUCCUACUUCGCCAGGCUCAAGGAGUGUGCUGAUCGUCUUGCCGACCUCGGCGAGCGCGUCACCGACCGCGACCAGGUCCUGAACAUGAUCCGCGGCCUCCACCCUCGCUACCGGUAUGCGGUUCCCAUCCUCACCAUGCAGUCUCCCUUCCCGACGCUGCUCCAGUGCCGCGCCUUCCUUCUUCUCGAAGAGAGCCGCAACGCCGAGGAGACGCAGCCCGACAUCGCCCUCCAUGCCGGGCGCGCGCCCACGCCUGCACCCGCGGGCGGAGGCGGCCCUGGCGAUCACAGCAACCGCUCCAACGGGGGCGGGCGCGGUGGUGGCCGACACAGAGGAAGGGGGAGGGGGUCCGGCUCUGGUGGUGGCCAGUCGUCCAACCACGGCGGGGGCGGUGCCCCCCCUCGCCCUGCUGCUCCAAACUCGACACCCUGGACGGGUCUGGUUCAUGCCUGGCCCAUGCCAUGGCGCCCGCACGCUCCUGGGGCUGGCAUCCUCGGCCUGCGUCCUGGCGGUCCUGCGCCCUUUGCGGGCAUGGCGGCUCACUCCUGGGCGCCACCCCCGCCUGCUGGUGCGCCUCCAACCUACUGGCAGCCCGGCGCCGUUCCUCCUCACCCGCUCUACGGCGCAACCAAUGCACCCAGUGGCAUCCAGGCGCCGGCGUGGGAUCAAGCCGCUCUCGUCCACGCCCUCAACGCCAUGAGCCUGCAGCAGGGCCAAUCCUCCAACUCCGGCGGGGAAUGGGUCCUUGACUCCGGCGCGUCCUCCCACAUGGCUGCGUCUCCGGGACCGAAGAACGAAGGCGGUGAUCCUCCGCUCUGACUCGCCGGACGACCUGUACCCACUGCACCCAACACCGCCGACCCGUCAUCACCAAGCCUUCACCGCCACCUCACGCGACGUCUGGCAUCGCCGCCUCGGCCACCUUGGCGACGACGCUCUGGACACCACCCUCCGGCGUGCGUCCAUCGUCUCGGACGCUGCUCACACCACCUGCACUGCAUGUCGUCUCGGCAAAAGCCACCGUCUACCGUUUAGUUCAUCAGACCAUGUUUCGUAUUUUCCCUUUCACCUUGUGCAUUGUGAUGUAUGGACCUCUCCUGUACUUAGUAUUUUUGGCUAUCAGUACUAUCUAGUGGUUGUCGA
This is a messenger RNA of Triticum aestivum (bread wheat), 2383 nucleotides long. RefSeq lists its product as uncharacterized. The transcript has 2 exons. Bases 707 to 2059 code for a protein of 450 amino acids. The record is from RefSeq and is a predicted model, not a curated record. Lineage: Eukaryota; Viridiplantae; Streptophyta; Magnoliopsida; Poales; Poaceae.